AUGGACAACUUCCCGUCCUUGUCGCCUGAAGGCGGCGGCGACGGCGGUUCUCGCCAAUCUGCUGGCGCUGAUGAUAGUGGUGGACAGAGACGUAUCAGUCGGAACCCUUUCAAAAAGGGACACGAUGAUCCCUCGGCUACUCUCCCCGAUCUUCCGGACCUUCUGAAACACAGCGACAGCGACGAUGAGGACUCGCCUAACGAUCCGGCCUCGCAACGCGGUCGAGCCAUGUCCGUCAACAUGAAUCAGAGUAUAUUCGGUCUUAUAGCAGCAGCAGGCUCACGGGUAGACUUCAACACCCGCUUUGACGACGGAAGCAGCGACGAGGAAGACAGUGAGCAAUCAAAGAGUUCUAAUGGCAGCCAAGAUCUUUCUCAGACCAUCAUACUUUCGCCGCGAGAUAAGGACGCCAGACGGGGUCACAAGAAGAAGCUUUCCUCCGGCCACAGACUAUUAAAAUCACUUUCCACACUACCGAAACGGAAAAGCAAAAAAAGAGAAGCGAGUCGACUGUCCGCGCCGCUGAUGGGUUCGUCGGACGAAGCACGAGAAUCCGCCGACCUCGCCACAUCUGCAAUGGCGCAGGACAAUGAAGAUGACAGGCUUCCACCAGUUAUGAGCCGAAUGCUUCAGGCUAGAGCCGAGAUAGCUAGCAGGCCCAGUUUCGAUAUGGAGAGGCGAUCUAGCGAUCUUGCUGCGAGCGGUGACAGUGACGAAUCUUCUGCAUUGGCCAAGCGAUUAAUGGAGAUCUUCGAGUUUGACGAGCCAGAACAAGUCAUAGAGGAGUAUCCAUGUUGGUUAUUACAAAGCGUGCUCCUCCAGGGCUUUCUCUAUAUCACGUCCAAGCAUAUUUGCUUUUAUGCCUAUCUUCCCAAGAAAGCUAAUGUUGUGGCCAAGUCGGGUUAUUUGUCAAAGAGUGGCAAGCGCAAUCCCAAGUAUCAUCGAUAUUGGUUCCGCUUAAAAGGAGAUGUCCUAUCAUACUAUCGUGAUUCGACCAAUCUCUACUUCCCCCAUGGUCAAAUUGACUUGAGAUUUGGCAUUUCUGCCAACAUUGUGGAUAAAGACAAGGACAACCUGCAGUUUAACGUCAUCACUAGUCAUCGAACUUACAAUUUCAAGGCCGACAGUGCCCCGAGUGCCAAAGAAUGGGUCAAGAGCCUCCAACGGGUAAUUUUUCGGAGCCACAAUGAAGGCGACAGCGUCAAAAUCUCAUUGCCUAUUGACAAUGUUAUUGAUAUUGAAGAGACUCAGAUGAUGGACUUUUCCGACACGUGCAAAAUCCGAGUCGUUGAUAACGAUGAAACCUAUGCUAUUGAUGAGUACUUCUUUUCAUUCUUCAACCUUGGAAAGGAAGCCAUCAACGUUCUUAAAAUCCUAGUUGAAGAUGCCUCCUCCACCAAACGAACCCCAGGGAAGCUCAUUGCUGAGCAAGAGUUGCAAAGUCACGAGCAACCCGAGAAGAACUCAAAUAGCCAGCCCUCUCUACAGAACUCAACUCAUCCGGCGGAAUUGAACCCCCAUCAGGCUAUGCAUGUCGAUAAGAUCCGAACGACCAAGUUACCCGAAGCCGUCAAAGCUACGCUCUCUCCCAUGUCCCCUCACUCGGCAAAUCCUAGUCCGCGAGCCAGUGUAGAGUUCUCUUCCCGAACUAGUUUAGACGCGAUUCGAUACAAAGGACGACGGAGUCAUGAAGUGUCCAGUAUGAUGAGUGAGCAGAGCACCAGAAGGAGCUUCAGCGGUCAUCGAAAGACGCAAAGCACUCGUCAGUUUGAUGAAAGGAGGGGCAGGCAUAUAAUGGAUUCAUCCGACUCAAAUUUGCAUUCAUCUACAGAUGAUCCUAGUUACUCCAACUUGGUUGUUUCGGUAGCCACUGAGGACCCCUCGGCAAGUCAGAUUCUGAAAGGUAGCGAAGUGUUCCACAGCCCAACCAUGCGCCGCUCAGAUGGCUCAAGUCAGUCAACAGACGCUAGAGAGGAGGAGUUGUCCAAAAACUCGGAAAUCUUUCCUGAUGCCUCGGUGUCUAUGAAACAUGCGGCGACUACAGGCUCUAUCAACCAGGUCGGAUGUCAUGGUCAAGCCGACCAGGCUCGGUCAACUACUCCCACACUCCAGAGUAUCACUAAGAUGGGAUCAUACCCUCUUCAGCGUGCGGGUGCGUUUGCCGACUACUUGAACAAAACAAGUAAACGAAUGAGCUCCCUUCUUGCUACGGAGUCUAUGGGGUACGUUGAGAAGGUCUCAGGAAUGUGGAAGGGCGGUCGCAAGCACUAUGGAGAACCCGCCGGACUUAGACCAGACGAGGACGAGCUAGAAGAGGAUUCUGAGGGCAAGGUCCAGACCUCCAUGGAGCGCUUUCGGGCUCACUUUGCUCUGCCAGAGUCCGAGAAGCUGCAAGCCACCUAUUUUGGCUGCAUCAUUCGAGUGCUGCCUCUGUAUGGCAAAAUUUACAUCAGUGACAGAUCUUUCUGCUUCCGCAGCCUGCUGCCUGGCACGAGAACCAAGUUGAUUCUCCCUCUCAAAGACAUUGAAACUGCCCAUAAAGAAAAGGGCUUCCGAAUCGGGUACUCGGGUCUUACCGUCGUCAUUCGCGGUCAUGAGGAGCUCUUUUUCGAGUUUAGCCAGGUCGACGUACGUGAUGACUGUACCGUGACCCUAAUCCAAAGUCUGGAAACAAAUCGUUAUCUGAGGGAAGCAGGACUCCUUGACCUCGAGGAACAUGAGGAAGAGGACCAGGCCAUGGCCGAACGGGAUGCUCUCAAAUCAGCUAGACAGGAAGACUUUCCUCAGCACGAGAUUCUGCCUCCUCAGCAAGCAGACUCGCAGCCAAAUGUUCCAACUAUUCUCAUGGACGAAACUGACGGCUCUUUUCUCACCUUUAAGCCACCCCAACCCAUGAGGAUCACCUGUCUGACCAUAGGGUCGAGAGGCGAUGUCCAGCCGUACAUUGCUUUAUGCAAAGGGCUGCUUGCUGAGGGACACAAGCCUCGAAUCGCGACUCACGCCGAGUUCCAAGGUUGGAUCGAAUCUCAUGGAAUCGAGUUUGCCAAGGUUGAGGGUGACCCUGGCGAACUUAUGCGACUGUGUAUCGAAAACGGCACCUUCACCAUCUCAUUCCUUCGCGAAGCUAACUCAGCAUUCAGGGGGUGGCUCGACGAGCUUCUUGAUUCAGCCUAUCAAGCAUGCCUGGGCUCGGAACUUCUCAUCGAGUCCCCUUCUGCCAUGGCGGGCAUUCACAUUGCAGAAAAACUUGGCAUCCCGUACUUCAGGGCUUUCACUAUGCCCUGGACCAGAACCCGUGCGUACCCUCACGCCUUCAUCAUGCCCGAACACAAGAUGGGCGGUGCCUAUAACUACAUGACUUAUGUCAUGUUUGACAAUAUCUUUUGGAAAGCCACCGCACAGCAAAUCAACCGCUGGCGCAACAAGACACUUGGCCUGCCCAAUACGAGCUUGGAAAAGAUGCAGCCCAACAAGGUACCAUUCCUCUACAACUUCAGCCCCAGUGUCGUCGCUCCCCCUCUCGACUUCUCGGACUGGAUCAGAGUCACAGGGUAUUGGUUCUUAGAUGAAGGUGGUGAAUAUGAGCCUCCAAAGGAAUUGUCUGACUUCAUACAAAAGGCUAGGGACGAUGGCAAGAAACUUGUAUACGUCGGCUUUGGCUCCAUUAUCGUAAAUGACCCGGUCAAGAUGACGCAAGAAGUUAUCGACGCAGUGCUCAAAGCCGAUGUUCGCUGCAUUUUGUCCAAGGGGUGGUCUGAUCGUAUCUCACCCAAGGAUGACCCAGCCAAGCCCCGGCCGGAUGAACCAGAAAUGCCUGCCGAAAUCUUCGUCAUCAAGUCCGCGCCACACGACUGGCUGUUCCGUCAAAUUGACGCCGCAGCUCACCACGGCGGGUCUGGAACUACCGGCGCAAGUCUGCGGGCGGGUAUCCCUACCAUCAUUCGGCCAUUCUUCGGCGAUCAGUUCUUCUUUGCAACCCGAGUAGAAGACCUUGGUGUUGGUGUUGGCUUGAGACGAUGGGGUGCCAACAGCUUUGGCAGAGCGCUGUGGCAGGUGACGCGCAACGAGCGGAUGAUUGUAAAAGCUCGUGUCCUUGGCGAGCAAAUCCGCAAGGACAAGGGGGUCGACACUGCUAUUCAAAACAUAUACCGUGAUCUCGAAUAUGCAAAGAGCCUCAUCAAGGGCAAGGUUGGACGUUAUGGACAACCAGACGCCGAAGAAGACGAGGACACUGAAGAGAGCUGGACUUUUAUAGGGUCAGAUGAGCCAGACCCCGAGAUGGUCACCAAGAAGCUGAGUGAAGGGCUCGGCGGGGUAGGCAAAGAAAAGACUUUUGGCAGCCAGGCGAUCAAGGCAUCGUCUUGA
Messenger RNA from Metarhizium acridum CQMa 102, 4365 nucleotides. Its product is annotated as Sterol 3-beta-glucosyltransferase. Gene Ontology annotation, biological process: sterol metabolic process; carbohydrate metabolic process. The record is from RefSeq and is a predicted model, not a curated record. Lineage: Eukaryota; Fungi; Ascomycota; Sordariomycetes; Hypocreales; Clavicipitaceae. Gene Ontology annotation, molecular function: UDP-glycosyltransferase activity; hexosyltransferase activity.